GGCUGGCGCUGCUGGCGCUCGCCCUGGCGGCGGGGGGGGCCCUCGCGAGGUGGUUCGUGGCGCCUUCGCGCCGAUCGUCCGUCGAGGAGGACGUGAUCUGGCCGCUGCACCUCGCGAGCGCGCCCGCGUCGCUGGCCAUCGCGGCCUGGUGCGUCUGGGCGCGCGGGCGCUUCGAGGGCGGCUCGCCGCUGCACGCGGGGGCGCUGCGCUUCGCGGUGUGCGCCGCGCUCCACGGGGCGAGCCUGCUGGCUUUUCCGGAGCUCACGCUGGAGCCCCCCGUGCAUUUUUUGACCUACUACGCCACCGUCUUCGUGCAGUGGCACCUCCUGGUCCUGAAGCUCUGCGCGCUGGGGCGGUCCCGCCUCGCCGCGGCGGCCCGGGCGACCCUCUGGGGGGGCGUGGCUAGCGCGGCGGGCUGCUGCCUCAGUGCGGGCCACAGGCCUCUUUGCAUCUUCCUGCUCCACGUUUUCCAGGGCGCGGGGUCCUGCUGCGCGGCGUGGGGGCACCUGGUUGGCGCGUGGCAGGGCUGGCGCUCCCGGCGCGCGGGGGCGGCCCGGGCGGCCGGGUGGGUGGGCACCGCGGGCGUCGCGGUCCUGCUGUCCUUGGCCGCCUCGUACGCGCAGCUGGGCUUUUUCGUACGCGCAGCUAUGUCGUCGCACCUGAGCUUUCUCCCUUGGGCCGCCGCGUGGGCGUGCGACAACGUGCUCAACUGCCUCUCCGUCGUGCUUCUCUCGGGGCUGGUGGGCCCCCCCUGGUUGCGGCGGCUGGCGCAAGAGGCUUUCGGGAAGGUCAACUCGUACAAGCACGGCGAGCUGCAGGCGUUCUACGAGGAGUACCUGGCCUACCUCGACGAGGCGCAGGUGAAGUGGGUCAAGUGCGGCUACCUCAGGUGCCCCCUGAGGAGGCGUUUGUCGGCAGCAUGGGCUUCCCGCGAGCCAGAGGAGAGAACCUUGUCGAGCACAGAUUCGUUCUGUCGCACCCCUGGCUGUCGAAGAGCCACCGUGACCCCAAAGGGAGGAAGCUGCAAGUCCUGGUGCAGCAGCUGCAGAUGUUGCACGCGUCCGACGACGAUGCAGUCUUCAUCGCGCGGUGGCGAAUAUGGGGCUCCCUCAGAAUGACAAAAUGCACCCCGACUACGAUCUGUGGGAGAAGGAGGACAAGGUGCCCAAACCUGGAGAGCACCCUGCUGUCCGCACAAAGGAGGAAGAGGCCUUGUUCAAGAAGGCUCUCGGAUCGAUGGAGUUGAUAUACAGCAUGAGUAACACGCCCGUGAUCGUCCUGGCCAUGGACGACGAGGUCGUUGCUGGUACAGAGUACUUCUCGCGAGGCUGGUGUUUCUUCGAGUUCUCUCUCGCAUUCAGCUUCGACAACAUUACGAACGCUUACAUCAGCCCCCCCGUGUGGUGGAUGUACGAGCGAGCUGCCGAGCUAGAAGUUGACACAGUCGAGGGCUUCAAAAAAGGCUUCGACAAGACCCACUUCACGAACAAGGGCGACGAGGACACUGUUUUAAACCUGUUCAAGCAGACUUUGAACAAGAAGGUGAGGGCUGCCUCUCUGGGUGCUGGUGAGCAGGCUUAGGAAAUCCGUGUGAACCUUGCAGAACGUCCAGCCUUGCAUCGCGAGAACGCCCAAAUUCGUCAAAAACCUUGGGGAAAUUAGUAAAUCGGGGGAAUUAGUAAAUCUACUUGCUGCCGCAUCUGCACCGACCCCGUCCCGUGCUUGCUUGCACUGAGGGCAAUCGUCAUGGAUGCACCUGC
This is a messenger RNA of Prorocentrum cordatum, 1760 nucleotides long. Lineage: Eukaryota; Dinophyceae; Prorocentrales; Prorocentraceae. The record is from the annotation of a GenBank genome assembly.